CAAAUUGUGAAGUGUGUUUUUUUUCGCAGAGGGGGAAAAAAUGGCGUUCUCCAACCCCUCCCUCUUAUCUUCUUCUUGCUCCGUCUACAGCAGGCUCAAUCCUCUACUUUUCUCCACCAAACGACGUCGUCGCCUCUCUCUCUCCCGCCCUCACUUCAUCCGUUUCAGAACCAGCCACUUCUCCACUGUUGCUGGAAUGGGCGAUAGUGGUGUGUUUACUUCGCCGGAGGUGGCGAAAUCCUUCGAUUUUACGGCGGAGGAAAGGAUAUAUAAAUGGUGGGAGUCUCAAGGGUAUUUCAAGCCAAAUUUUGAGAGGGGAAGUGACACAUUUGUAAUUCCAAUGCCGCCACCUAAUGUUACUGGUUCAUUGCACAUGGGACAUGCUAUGUUUGUGACUCUCGAGGAUAUUAUGGUAAGAUACCAUAGAAUGAAAGGGAGACCGACACUCUGGCUACCUGGAACUGAUCAUGCCGGUAUUGCAACUCAGUUGGUUGUUGAAAGAAUGCUGGCUGCCGAAGGAAUAAAAAGAGUUGAUUUAGGUAGAGAAGAAUUUACAAAACGAGUUUGGGAAUGGAAGGAAAAGUAUGGUGGAACAAUCACAAAUCAAAUCAAGAGACUGGGUGCUUCUUGUGAUUGGACCAGGGAACGUUUUACACUAGAUGCUCAGCUGAGUCGAGCAGUGGUCGAAGCGUUUGUUAAGCUUCAUGAGAAAGGCCUAAUCUAUCAAGGUUCUUACAUGGUCAACUGGUCCCCCAAUCUACAGACUGCAGUUUCGGACUUGGAAGUGGAGUACUCAGAAGAACCAGGUGCUCUAUACCACAUUAAGUACCGUGUUGCUGGUGGUUCAAGGGAUGACUUUCUGACAAUUGCAACCACAAGGCCAGAGACUUUGUUUGGUGAUACUGCUGUAGCGGUGCAUCCCGAGGACGAACGCUAUCGUAAGUACAUCGGACAGCAGGCAAUUGUCCCAAUGACUUAUGGCCGCCAUGUGCCGAUUAUUUCUGACAAGUAUGUUGAUAAAGACUUUGGAACUGGCGUCUUGAAGAUAAGUCCUGGCCAUGAUCACAACGAUUACCUUCUUGCUCGGAAACUUGGUCUUCCCAUUCUCAAUGUCAUGAAUAAGGAUGGGACACUAAAUGAAAUUGCUGGAUUAUACAGUGGUCUUGAUCGGUUUGAGGCUAGAAAGAAACUUUGGUCAGAGCUUGAGGAGACAGGGCUAGCGGUAAAAAAAGAGGUUCACACUCUACGAGUCCCAAGAUCCCAACGUGGUGGAGAGAUAAUAGAGCCUCUAGUAAGCAAGCAGUGGUUUGUGACAAUGGAGCCCUUAGCAGAGAAGGCUCUCCAAGCAGUGGAAAAGGGAGAAUUAACUAUCAUGCCCGAAAGAUUCGAGAAGAUAUACAAUCACUGGCUAUCAAAUAUCAAGGACUGGUGUAUAAGCAGGCAACUGUGGUGGGGGCAUCGUAUACCUGUUUGGUACAUUGUAGGUAAAGAUUGUGAAGAGGACUACAUAGUUGCUAGCUGCACUGAUGAAGCUCUUGAAAAAGCUCGUAAAAAAUAUGGACAAAAUGUUGAAAUAUAUCAGGAUCCUGAUGUUCUUGACACCUGGUUUUCGAGUGCACUGUGGCCUUUCAGCACUCUCGGCUGGCCGGACGUGUCAGCAAAGGAUUUUAAGGAAUUUUAUCCUACAUCAGUUCUUGAGACCGGGCAUGACAUAUUGUUCUUUUGGGUGGCAAGAAUGGUGAUGAUGGGAAUAGAAUUCACUGGGAAAGUUCCAUUUUCAAAUAUUUACCUUCAUGGACUUAUCCGAGAUUCGCAAGGCCGUAAAAUGUCUAAAACCCUAGGAAAUGUUAUAGAUCCACUUGAUACGAUCAAAGAGUAUGGCACUGACGCUCUACGUUUCAGUCUUUCUCUAGGAACGCCUGGUCAGGAUCUAAAUUUAUCAACUGAGAGGUUAAAUUCUAACAAAGCAUUCACCAACAAACUGUGGAAUGCUGGCAAGUUUGUGUUGCAGAAUUUGCCUCCUCAAAGCGAUUUAUCUGCUUGCAAAGCUAUGCAGGAAUUCAAGUUUGAUACAGAAGAGUCACUGUUCAAGCUACCUCUGCCAGAAUGCUGGGUGGUAUCAAAACUCCACAUGCUAAUAGAUGCUGUCACCACGAGUUAUGACAAGUUUUUCUUUGGAGAUGUUGCAAGAGAAAUUUAUGAUUUCUUUUGGGCUGAUUUUGCUGAUUGGUAUAUUGAAGCAAGUAAAUCCCGUUUAUAUCAGUCUGGAGGUGACUCGACGGCUUCUGUGGCACAAGCGGUUCUCUUAUAUGUCUUUGAAAACAUACUAAAAUUACUGCAUCCGUUUAUGCCAUUUGUUACUGAAGAGCUCUGGCAGUCCUUACCCAAUCGAGAAGAAGCUCUUAUAGUGUCGGCUUGGCCUGUGACUUCACUUCCAAGGCAAACAGAUUCCAUCAAGAAGUUCGAGAAUUUACAAGCUUUGACAAGAGCAAUUCGAAAUGCACGGGCAGAGUACUCUGUUGAACCAGCAAGGCGUAUAUCUGCAUCGAUUGUUGCAAAUUCAGAAGUCAUCCAGUAUAUUUCUAAAGAAAGGGAAGUUUUGGCUCUCCUCUCUAGACUAGAUUUGCAGAAUGUCAGUUUUACACAAUCACCCCCAGGAGAUGCCAAUCAAUCAGUCCAUCUUGUUGCCAGUGAAGGUUUGGAAGCUUACCUUCCUCUUGCAGAUAUGGUAGAUAUCUCUAGCGAAGUCGAACGUCUUUCUAAACGCCUUGCUAAAAUGCAAACCGAGUAUGAUGGUCUCAUGGCUCGCUUAAGUUCUCCCAGUUUUGUAGAGAAAGCUCCAGAGGAUAUUGUUCGUGGGGUUCAAGAAAAAGCAGCAGAAGCCGAAGAGAAAUUAACCUUAACAAGAAACCGUCUUUCUUUUCUCCAAUCCACAGUUAUGGUGUCCAACUAAUUUCAAUUCAGCGAACUUAUCGUCGUUCAAAGUACAAAUCGGCCUAUUAGUUUCAUGGAGAUUUCUUCAAGUAGUGGAGAAGAGGUAUGAUCUAUUGUUGUCUUGAUGAUGAAUUUUGUUUACUACAAAAGGGACAAUGAGAGAGAAAUGUGUAAUGAUGUACAGAUAAUGGAGGUGACAACAAUCUGAAACCUUUCAUCCAAUGUAAUAAAACAUGAAAUGUGCAUUCUUAAUGCAUCAUGAAGAAACUAAUAUUUGUUAUUGAGGGAGCGGCGUUUGGCCAAAAAUUUACA
This is a messenger RNA of Erythranthe guttata (spotted monkey flower), 3246 nucleotides long. RefSeq names its product protein EMBRYO DEFECTIVE 2247. Gene Ontology annotation, cellular component: cytosol; cytoplasm. Gene Ontology annotation, molecular function: aminoacyl-tRNA deacylase activity; valine-tRNA ligase activity; ATP binding. NCBI's taxonomy places the organism in Eukaryota, Viridiplantae, Streptophyta, Magnoliopsida, Lamiales, Phrymaceae. Gene Ontology annotation, biological process: valyl-tRNA aminoacylation. The record is from RefSeq and is a predicted model, not a curated record.